GAAAUUAAGUACAUCGAAUUAGCUGUGUUAUUAGUGCUCAUACCAUCAGCUCACAGCUUUUACGUGAUUUUAGCAUAUUUUUUGACCUUCUUGAUGAACCUUACUAGAAUCGGACCUGAUCUUCUUCCUAUGUAUCCUUCAACUGCUAGUGGCCAGAAUGCGACAUACGACUUCAUAGUAGUAGGCUCUGGACCAACUGGAUCGGUGAUAGCAAACAGACUGACAGAAGAUGGUCGCUGGUCAGUUUUACUUCUGGAAUCUGGGGAUGAAGCUGGCGUGAUAACUAACCCUCCAGUUUUUGCUGGAGCCAUCGAGUUCACCAAAUACAAUUGGGAAUAUAGAUCAGAACCACAAGAAGGAUUUUGUAGAGGUUGCAUUGAUGGUAGAAUGCAAUAUCCACAUGGUAAUGUGAUGGGUGGCAGCUCUACGAUAAACUACAUGAUGUACACAAGAGGAAAUAAAUUGGACUAUGACAGAUGGGCUGCCAUGGGCAAUCCAGGAUGGAGUUACGAUGAGAUACUUCCUUACUUCUUGAAGUCGGAGGACGCUCACAUAGCUAUCAGAGAUGACCGUUAUCAUCAGGAAGGAGGAUAUUUGGGUGUCAGUGAUGUACCUUAUCGAUCAAAAGUGUCAGGAGUUUACAUAGAAGCUGCUGAGGAGGCUGGGCAUCCAUAUGUAGAUUAUAAUGGGGCAAGGCAACUGGGAGUUUCUUAUAUUCAAACAACUACGAAAGAUGGUCGAAGAAGUUUCGCAGAAAAAGCUUUCAUCCGACCAGUCAGGCAGCGCAGUAAUUUGAGGGUACAAACAAAGUGCAGGGUUUCCAAAAUAUUGAUCGAUCAAGCAACUGCAACUGCACGUGGAGUUGAGUACAUUUCGAGAGGAAGAACUCAUGAAGCAUUCGCGAAUAAAGAGGUCAUCUUGUCUGCAGGCGUCCUCAACUCUCCGCAAGUACUGAUGCUGUCGGGUAUAGGACCAAAAGACCAUUUGGAUAGUCUAGGAAUUCCUGUAUUGAGAGAUCUGCCAGUGGGAAGACAAUUAUAUGACCACGCUUCUUAUCCUGGACUAGUAUUCACACUGAACGAAUCCAUUGCCAUUCAUCAAAUCUCAAGCCUAUUGAAUCCACUCACGUAUACCGAUUACCUAUUCAGGGGAAGAGGAUUUUUAACAACCAUUGGAGGGGUAGAAGCAAUCACCUUCUUCAAAUCAAAUGUUUCAACUGAUCCAGAUCCUUCAUACCCAGAUAUGGAACUGUUUUUUGUGGGAGGAUCAUUAGCUACCGAUUUCGGACUGUAUUAUAGAAAGAAAUUCAACGUUCCCCCUAGAAUAUUCAACAAGAUUUUCCUACCUCUGAUUUUCACACCCACCUAUCAGAUAUUUCCACUGUUGAUCCAUCCAAAAUCUGUCGGUUAUAUUGAGCUGAGGUCAAAAAAUCCCAUGGAUUCUCCAAGAUUUUAUACAAAUUACUUCUCUGAUCCUGAAAACCAUGACGUGAAGACCUUUAUUGCGGGUAUAAGAGAAGCUCAGAGGAUCAGUCAGAGUCCGGCACUGCAAAAAUAUGCAGCAACAUUGGUAUCCACCCCAGUACCUGGUUGUGAAAGCAUCACAUUCAACACAGACCAGUACUGGGAAUGUUGUCUCAGAACGAUCAUAGGCAGUGAAUACCACCAAACUGCCACGUGCAGAAUGGGUCCACAAGGUGAUCCACAAGCAGUGGUAGAUGCCAGGCUGAGGGUGCAUGGAAUAAAUAAACUGAGAGUGGCAGACACCAGCGUUAUACCGAUCACUAUCUCAGGGCAUACUGUUGCUCCAGCAUACAUGAUUGGAGAAAAGGGUGCUGAUAUCAUCAAAGAAGACCAUCGUUAG
Molecule: messenger RNA, 1863 nt
Organism: Phaedon cochleariae (mustard beetle)
Lineage: Eukaryota; Metazoa; Arthropoda; Insecta; Coleoptera; Chrysomelidae
Source: the annotation of a GenBank genome assembly